AUGUCUAUUCUAUUCACAACUGUGAAAGGCCCCUCAUCACCAUCUGAAGACAGUGCACAUGGGCCAAUUGGCUGUCCAACUCCAUAUGCCGAGCCACUGUGGUAUUCCCGAAACGUGUCACCCCAUUACACUACUUUACAUCGCAAACUUCGCGCCGCGGUGCGCAAAUACGUCGAUGAAGAAAUCUUGUUAUAUGCCUUCGAUUGGGAAUCGGCAGGCAAAGUACCAGACUCGGCACGUGCCGCCCCCCAGGCAUGGCGACGACAUGCGGAAUUGGGAUAUCUAGCCUUAAGCACAGGACUUUCGGAUGUUAAACUACCGGGAGAUAUUAAACCUGAAGAGUGGGACUCGUGGCACACUUUGAUCGUUACGGAUGAGUUGUCGCGUGUCGUAAGAUCGCGCGCUGUCAAUUUUGGGACGGAAGAGCAAAAAGCGAAAUUUUUACCUGGUGUUGCGAACGGUAGCAUAAGAUUUUGUCUUGGCAUCACGGAACCUGAUGCUGGCUCCGAUGUAGCAAAUAUCAAAACUACUGCUGUAAGUAGCGGGGGCCAUUAUGUCGUUAAUGGGUCAAAGAAAUGGAUCACAAACGCUAUUUGGGCGGAUUAUGUCACCGCGGCUGUUCGUACUGGAGGCGUGGGAGCGAGUGGUAUAUCGCUCCUUAUCAUCCCGUUGAAAGCUGACGGAGUCUCUCGGAGGACGAUGCAUAAUUCGGGCGUUGGAGCAUCUGGCAGCACAUUUCUUACUUUUGAUGAUGAUGUUAAAGUUCCUAUUGAGAACCUUUUACACAAAGAAGGUCGCGGAUUUGAAGUCAUCAUGUCCAAUUUCAAUGCUGAGCGCAAAAGUAUUGCCUCAUCGGCCAUUCGAUUGAGUAGAGUAUGUGCUGAAGAUGCAUGGAAACAUGCUUGUACUCGUGAGACAUUUGGAAAGAAAUUGAUUGAGAAUCCGGUGAUUCGAGCGAAAUUUGUGAAGAUGGGAAGGAUGAUCGAACCUGCGCAAGCAUUCCUAGAACAAUUGACUUGGUUGAUUGAAUUGGGUAGGGAAGAUGGCGGAGAGAAUGAUAUGAGGAUUGGAGGUAUGACGGCUAUGUUGAAAGUUGUAAGUACGAGGUGCCUCGAGAAAUGUGUAAGGGAAGCUCAACAAAUCAUGGGUGGAUUGGGCUAUGCUCGAGGUGGGAAAGGUGGACGGAUCGAGGCUAUCUCAAGGGAUGUUAGGGUUAUGACUGUUGUAGGAGGUGGGAGUGAGGAGAUUAUGAGCGAGCUUGCGAUCAAAGAAGAAGUUAAAGAUCUGAAGAGAUACUCAAGCACUUUCAGCAAACUUUGAACCCUUCUCAAGAUCAUAAAAAGAAAGAAUACACAUUUGACUUGACUACACUACACUGUCUCUUGCUCAGAUAACCCCGAGUGAAAGAGCAUUAGCUAUCAACAUACUAUCUGGCAUUUAAAACGAAUAUGUUCCAUCCAUU
Botrytis porri is the source of this 1462-nucleotide messenger RNA. RefSeq lists its product as uncharacterized. The transcript is spliced from 5 exons. Gene Ontology annotation, molecular function: oxidoreductase activity, acting on the CH-CH group of donors; flavin adenine dinucleotide binding. Bases 1 to 1320 code for a protein of 439 amino acids. The record is from RefSeq and is a predicted model, not a curated record. Lineage: Eukaryota; Fungi; Ascomycota; Leotiomycetes; Helotiales; Sclerotiniaceae.